UAGGUUUUGUGGAAGACAAAAUUGAACUGCUGUCAGAUUGCCACAGGAGUAUAUUGAGCAAGUGGAUCCAACAAUACAAAUAAAUUGUUCAAGCUGGCAACAGUAUCCGAACAUUCAAUUAGUGCCUAAUGUCUUCAUUUUUCUAUCCCACCAUAUAAGUUUUUUUCUUUUAAACGAGCAUCUUAUGCAGAAAUAAAACUAGUAUUCCAUUCCAAAGGGGCCCAAUUGAGCCAUCUGAAAUCAUCCCUUAAGAAAUGGGGACUCUGCUCUUCGGCCCAUUUUAUGCAAAACCCAGCACUGUACUCAGCUCAGCAUUCAGCAGCUCGAAGAACAGAAACAAUUUCAUUUCCAGUUAGAUGUGCUUCCUAUUUUCCCAGGAAUCCAAUUCACUGAAAUCAAAUCACCAAAUUUGCUGAUAAAAAAAAAAAAACCCCCACAAUCUUGGAAUAAUAAAAAAAGACAAGAAAAGAGUAGCAGAAGCUGCCUCCUCCAUGGCUUCAGCUCCUUCCAAGCUCUAUGCAGAUGAUGUUAGCCUUGUGGUGGUUUUGGUAGACACUAACCCAUUUUUCUGGAGGCCUCUCUCUCUCUUCUCUCAGUUUCUUUCUCAUGUUCUUGCAUUUUUGAAUGCAAUAUUGACUCUGAAUCAACUAAACCAAGUCGUGGUUAUUGCUACUGGAUAUAAUUCUUGUAACUAUAUCUUCGAUUCGUCUUCCGAUUUGAACCAGAGUUUUGAGAAUGGAAGAAUGCCUGUUAUGUGCUCCAGCUUGUUGCAAAAGUUGGAGGAGUUUCUUAUUAAAGACGAGCAGUUGAGUAAGGAGGUACCUGAGGGAAGGAUUAAGUCUUCCCUCUUGUCAGGGUCAUUGUCAAUGGCUCUUUGUUAUAUACAGAGAGUGUUUCGUUCAGGAGCCCUCCAUCCACAUCCUCGAAUCUUAUGCUUGCAGGGAUCACCAGAUGGACCUGAACAAUAUGUUGCAAUCAUGAAUGCGAUAUUCUCUGCCCAACGCUCUAUGGUUCCUAUAGACUCUUGUUACAUGGGCGCUCAGAAUUCUGCCUUCCUGCAGCAGGCUUCUUACAUAACUGGUGGUGUACAUCAUAAGCCUCAACAUUUGGAUGGGCUGUUUCAAUAUCUCAUGACUAUUUUUGCUACUGACUUGCAUUCUCGCAGUUUUUUACAUCUUCCAAAGCCUGUCGGUGUAGAUUUCCGUGCCUCAUGUUUUUGCCAUAAAAAUACCAUUGACAUGGGUUACAUAUGUUCCGUAUGUUUGUCAAUUUUCUGCAAGCAUCACAAGAAAUGUUCAACCUGUGGGUCAGUAUUUGGUCAGGCUCAAUCCGAGGCUGCUUCAACAUCUGACAAAAAGAGAAAGACUCCAGAAACAUAAAGUUAACUGAGAAGGAUACAAAAGUUCUAUUAUCUACUAAAUUUUGAGGGGGUGGCAUUGGGUGAUUGCAGACCAGAGAUUUUGCUCCUACCAUGAAUUCCCUGCUAACCUUCAGAAGAGUUAGAUAGUUUUGAGAUAAGAUUUUAGUACAUACAAGGGCAUGCCUCCUUUCCUCUUCUUGUUUCUACUGUUCCUCUACCAAACAGUUGAAGCCAAAUUAGCAGCAGGGAUGCUUUAUUGUUUGUAGAAACAUUUACUCGUGUUAAACCUGCAAUUUUAGGAACUGAGAAAGAAGAAGAAAUGGUCAAUAUAGCUUUUUAUAUGAGCCCUUUUCCAAUUUUAUUUCACCAAUGUUGUAACAACCUUACGACCCGUUUAGUGUUGGGAAAUGCUUAUCAUUUUGCAACUCAAAUUCUCUUAAUAAGUUAGUUACUUUUAGUAUAACUAUUUUGUAAUUUUUGGAUA
Messenger RNA from Theobroma cacao (cacao), 1844 nucleotides. Its product is annotated as basal transcription factor complex subunit-like protein. The record is from RefSeq and is a predicted model, not a curated record. Gene Ontology annotation, cellular component: transcription factor TFIIH core complex; transcription factor TFIIH holo complex. NCBI's taxonomy places the organism in Eukaryota, Viridiplantae, Streptophyta, Magnoliopsida, Malvales, Malvaceae. Gene Ontology annotation, biological process: regulation of DNA-templated transcription; nucleotide-excision repair.